Messenger RNA from Biomphalaria glabrata, 1110 nucleotides. RefSeq lists its product as uncharacterized. The transcript is spliced from 3 exons. Lineage: Eukaryota; Metazoa; Mollusca; Gastropoda; Planorbidae. The record is from RefSeq and is a predicted model, not a curated record. The coding region runs from base 1 to 1110 and encodes 369 amino acids.
AUGCCACAGACAGAUUCUGCCAGGAUACCAUCCUACUUCUGCCAGAUGUCUAUACCAGACUGGGUAUCAGUUAGUAAAGUUCUUUCAGAGACACCUUUGAUCCAUCAAGUCAUCACCAGAGUUAGCCAAGUUCUUUCAGAGACACCUUUGAUCCAUCAAGUCAUCACCAGAGUUAGCCAAGUUCUUUCAGAGACACCUUUGAUCCAUCAAGUCAUCACCAGAUCAUCACCAGUUAGCAAAGUUCUUUCAGAGACACCUUUGAUCCAUCAAGUCAUCACCAGAGUUAGCCAAGUUCUUUCAGAGACACCUUUGAUCCAUCAAGUCAUCACCAGAGUUAGCCAAGUUCUUUCAGAGACACCUUUGAUUCAUCAAGUCAUCACCAGAGUUAGCCAAGUUCUUUCAGAGACACCUUUGAUCCAUCAAGUCAUCACCAGAGUUAGCCAAGUUCUUUCAGAGACACCUUUGAUCCAUCAAGUCAUCACCAGAGUUAGCAAAGUUCUUUCAGAGACACCUUUGAUCUAUCAAGUCAUCACCAGAGUUAGCCAAGUUCUUUCAGAGACACCUUUGAUCCAUCAAGUCAUCACCAGAGUUAGCAAAGUUCUUUCAGAGACACCUUUGAUCCAUCAAGUCAUCACCAGAGUUAGCAAAGUUCUUUCAGAGACACCUUUGAUCCAUCAAGUCAUCACCAGAGUUAGCAAAGUUCUUUCAGAGACACCUUUGAUCCAUCAAGUCAUCACCAGAGUUAGCAAAGUUCUUUCAGAGACACCUUUGAUCCAUCAAGUCAUCACCAGAGUUAGCAAAGUUCUUUCAGAGACACCUUUGAUCCAUCAAGUCAUCACCAGAGUUAGCAAAGUUCUUUCGGAGACACCUUUGAUCCAUCAAGUCAUCACCAGAGUUAGCAAAGUUCUUUCAGAGACACCUUUGAUCCAUCAAGUCAUCACCAGAGUUAGCAAAGUUCUUUCAGAGACACCUUUGAUCCAUCAAGUCAUCACCAACCUUUCCCCAUGGACUAUUUCUUUCAUUUUGCUGUUUAAAUGUUCUUCUCGUGAUCUUUAUUUUUUUCUUGACCAGCUGUGCAUGUCUCUACCAUUUUAUAGUGUAGAUUUAUAA